AUGGUGGCGAGCAAAUCCUCGUGGAGCCAGGUUGUAAAAAAUACCAGGCCAACAAACCUGUCCAUUCCCGCAAGAAACCUCAAACAGCAAGACCUUGGAGCUGUGAUAUUUGGUUGCACUAGCAAUACCAUUGCAGAAUGUCACACACAACUUUUUGGAUUGCCAAAAGGACAUAUUUCGUAUGUACGAAACAUUAAGGAAGGACUACCUCUCUUCCUCUUCAAUUAUGAUGAUCGCAGACUGUAUGGUAUUUACGAAGCUGCAGGGAAUGGCAAGUUCUGUCCUAAAUCAAAUGUAUGGUCACAUGAUAGCAAGGGCAAAACAAGCUUUCCUGCCCAGGUUGCAAUGCGGGUAAGGGUGUGGUGUUUUCCGCUAGCAGAGAAUCAGUUCAGAAAUGCUAUUAUAGCCAACUACUACCAGAACAUACCCGGUGUCCCUGGCCAGAAGCUUCAUUUUUUCAAGUUUGAAUUGGAUCAUGCUCAAACACGUGUUUUGAUGGAUAUGUUCACUCCUCCUUCUCCCUCUCCUUCUCCUCCCAACAAUUUCUGGAUGCCCCCUGCCGCAGCACCAGCUGAUGAGCAUGGGAGAGAAUUAGUGCUGUCACCUGGAUGGGCACCAGAGUGUGAGGGGAACAAUAACCUCAAAUCAGAAAAGCUCGUAAAGUCAUAUGCAGACACAGUGAAGAAGAACAAUUUUGAGGAAGUUGGGAUAAGAGAUGUGGAUGCGGAACAUGCAAGCUCAGGUAAUGAAUCUUCUGGUGGUUUCGAUGAACUGGAUUGUCAAUACACAUCACCAGAGAGGGAGGACUAUGCACUAUCAGUUAGGGUGGUUCCAAUGCAACAACGGGCCUGUUUGGUUCCCUGUCUCCACCCUGGCCAGGCUCCACGGGGCUAA
Molecule: messenger RNA, 894 nt
Organism: Miscanthus lutarioriparius
Lineage: Eukaryota; Viridiplantae; Streptophyta; Magnoliopsida; Poales; Poaceae
Source: the annotation of a GenBank genome assembly